Messenger RNA from Strongylocentrotus purpuratus (purple sea urchin), 409 nucleotides. Its product is annotated as L-rhamnose-binding lectin ELEL-1-like. The record is from RefSeq and is a predicted model, not a curated record. Gene Ontology annotation, molecular function: carbohydrate binding. The transcript has 3 exons. Bases 17 to 409 code for a protein of 130 amino acids. Lineage: Eukaryota; Metazoa; Echinodermata; Echinoidea; Camarodonta; Strongylocentrotidae.
CCAAGAGCCGCGCAGUAUGGCGUGGACACUAGCCUUUUGGCUACUGGCCGCAUUGGUCCUUGACCCGGCUAUGUCAGAACGACAUUAUGUGUGUGAAGACGAAACGAUGCUUAUUGACUGCAAAGGAAAGUACAUCAACAUUCAUGGCGCUGUAUGGGGUAACAUGAACCCCAAACUUUGUCCAGAUAUGGAAGCCGAAAUCAAUGGAAUCGAACCUCAGCACUGUAAAGCAGACUUGUCUUGGUUCGCAGUAGCCUUCCAUUGCCAGGGACAGCAAAGUUGCAAACUUCCAGCUAGGAAUACGACUUUCUUCAACGUGGACCCGUGCGCGGGAACCCGCAAGUACCUGGAAGUCAGUUUCGAAUGCAUGGAGACCGAGCAGAAGUGUGAAUUCAGAGGCAAGUCCUAA